AUGCCUCGAAUCUUUGUGAAGAAUUCGCGACGCGGUUUGCAUCUUAAAAGAGAAUACAAAAAUACGGAGGAUGAGCAGGUUCAAAAAAAGAUUUCAUGUGCUGCUAGGCUCGCUGCUAACAUUUCGUCGCAGGUCCAUUCAAAGGAUGAAAAUUUGACAUCUUCGGAUAAUAAUGUUGCUGAAAAUUGCACACCUCUGAGGAGGUCGUGGUCUUUCGAUUCUGAGUCUUCUGAGUCUUUGCCUGAAUUAGAAAUUGAAGUUGUUAGACUCCCUGGACAGUUCGAUCCGAAAAUAAGAAAUAUUAGUGGAAGACGUAUAAUUGAUAUUUCUCAUUUUAUAACGGAAGUGAGACGUCUAGAAAAUCACGUGUGCCAUGUAAAACCAACUGGUUAUUUGAGUUUCGAUAGAGAACAGAAAAUCGGACUUCAUUCAAAACUUUUUUUCAAAUGCGCAGCUUGCGGUCAUAGUACAUCGAUAACCACAAAUAAGCCAGAUAAAAGUGAACCCAAUGCAAAUUUUCUGGCUUCAUGGGGUGCUUUAGCCAGUGGAAAAGGCCAUUUCUUCUUAGAAGAAUAUUUAUCACUUCUUGACAUACCUCCGUUGACAAAACCAACUUUUUUAAAGUAUCAACAAGAAUUAGGUGAUUCAUGGAAUGAGUGUUUAACAGAUUCGAUACAAGCAGCAGGUGCAGAAGAGUAUAAGUUAGCCGUAGAAUCCAAUAAUAUGGCAGAAGGAAACAUUGGUCAAUGUACAGUAGUUGUAGAUGGAGGGUGGAGUCAUAGAUCGUAUGGGCACAGAUAUACUUCAAAAUCUGGAGUUGCUUGUAUCAUAGGAAAACAUACAAAACAACUCCUAUUCAUUGGCGUCAGAAACAAGUAUUGUAGUGUAUGUGCUAUUUCCGAAAGAAAAGGAGAGGAGGUGCGCCGUCAUAAAUGUUUCAAAAAUUGGUCUGGCUCAUCACCUGCAAUGGAAGCAGAUAUCAUCGUAGAAGGAUUCAUCCACAGUCAGUCGAUGCAUAAUCUUCAAUAUACCGCAUUCAUUGCAGAUGGGGACUCCAGUGUACAUUCGAAGAUUCUAGAGCACGUUCCAUAUUCUCGAAAGAUUAAAAAAAUUGAAUGUGCUAACCAUCUGACGAAAAAUGUAACGAAGCACCUACAUGAACUUGCCAAAGAAUCUUCUGCUAAUAGGAAGUUGUUGUCCAGCAAUAGGAUAAAUUACAUAGGAAAGAGCUGUAGGAAACUUAUAUCCAUACACGCUCGAAAAUCAACUCCUUGUGUUGCAAAUUUGAAACAUGAUUUGCAGAAUGUUGUCAGUCAUGUAUUUGGAAAUCACAGAAAUUGUAGAGCCGAAAACUGUUUGAAAGUAGGUCAAUGUAAUGAAAAUGAUUUUCAAAAAGCUUCUACUGAAACGCAAUUGCGCAUAAUGAGGAUUGUAGGGAACUUGACCUCUAAGGCUGACAGCCUAAUCACCGAUUCAACUAGCAACAGUGCAGAACAGUUCAUGCGACAAGUUGCUAAAUUCAAUAGCGCCAAACAAACUUUUUAUGGACGCAGAAAUUCAUUCAACAUAAGGUGCCAUGGUGCUGGCUUGGCAUAUCAGUUUGGACCACGUUGGAUGAUCGAAGCUUUCAAGCAUAACAUUAACAUCCUUGCCAGCGAGUGUGCAUCUCUUGUUUUUUUGGGUACUGACAAAAACCUUGUAGAAUCAGAUGAUUCGGACUCCGAAAUUGAGAAUGGAAAAUCAAAUGGAACUAUUUGGGAUCAGAACAUAACAUUGGCUUUAAUUGAUAAGUUCAACGAAAAUGAAGCAAUGUUCGAAAAGUGUCUCAAAAAGCAAGUGUGGAAUAAGAUUGCAAAACAACUAAACAAAGAUUUCUCUUCUCAGAAAUUCAACUAUAAAAAUGUUGACAGCAAAUGGAAAUUCCUCAAAAGAACAUAUAAAUCCAUCAAAUUGAAUAAUUCGAAAUCUGAUAAUAACACCUACAGAUGGCAAUAUUUUUCUGUAAUGGAUUCCCUCUUUCAUAAGCGCCCAGAAAUCACCCCUCCUGCUAUAUGCACUGGCACUUCUCUAGCGAUAUUAAAUGAGGAAGUUUCAUCCAAUAAUGAAGAAAAUAAAGGGCCCCCUUCAAUAAUUCAACAACCAGAAAAUAGAAAAGGAGAAACAUCCAGGAAAAGAUCACUCAUUGGGAGGCAUCAAAAUGUCAAUGACAGACAUAGAGAAAAAAUGGCAAAAACUGAUAGAUUUCUGGAAAUAUUGGAAAAAUUGUGA
This is a messenger RNA of Phaedon cochleariae (mustard beetle), 2268 nucleotides long. Lineage: Eukaryota; Metazoa; Arthropoda; Insecta; Coleoptera; Chrysomelidae. The record is from the annotation of a GenBank genome assembly.